AAAACAAACGGGCCUAUCCCUUCACUCCUUAGCCCUAAAAAAAAGAAGAAACCAAAUAUGGGUCAGGCUCACAGAUCCGCAAGUUUAAAGAAUGAAAGAACAACUCCUUAAUCUUACGGGACUGCAGCUGCGACAAACGACGGCGGACGUACUUCCAUCGUGCGGCGGCGGACCAUCUUCAGGCCGGAGGGGGCGGCAGACCUUCUUCCAGUGACAAGAAUAGUGAGGUUCUUCUCUGCUCUCUAGCCAUGGAUACUGGAAAGGAUGUGUCUCACAAGUCACACAGGAAGCGACAAUCUGGCCCUUCUGCUAAGAAGAAAUCCAAGUCAGAUGAAAAUAGAAAACAAAAAAAUCACAAGGCUUUUUCUCAUUCUGUAAAAGCAAAAAGACUACAAGCCCGAGAUGUUGAAAAAGAGCAACGCCGACUUCAUGUCCCGAAAAUUGACCGGGCCACCGGGGAGCCGGCUCCAUAUGUUGUUGUAGUUCAAGGGCCACCAAAGGUUGGAAAAUCACUGCUCAUAAGGUGCCUCAUCAAGCAUUACACAAGACAUAAUUUAACAGAUGUCUGUGGUCCUAUUACUAUUGUAUCAGGUAAGCAAAGGCGUUUGCAGUUUGUGGAGUGCCCAAAUGAUAUCAAUGGCAUGAUUGAUGUCGCAAAGUUUGCUGAUUUAGCAUUGCUUCUCAUUGAUGGAAGCUAUGGGUUUGAAAUGGAAACUUUUGAGUUCCUUAAUAUAUUGCAAAACCACGGGUUCCCUAAAGUUAUGGGUGUUCUCACACAUUUGGACAAAUUCAAAGAUGCAAAGAAACUCAGGAAAACAAAACAAGGAUUAAAACAUCGGUUCUGGACAGAGAUAUAUGAUGGAGCUAAAUUAUUCUAUUUAUCUGGUCUUAUUAAUGGAAGGUAUGCCGAUCGCGAAGUACAUAAUCUUGCAAGGUUUAUUUCUGUAAUGAAGUUUCCUCCAUUGUCAUGGAGACAGUCUCAUCCUUACAUCUUGGCUGAUCGUUUUGAAGAUGUAACUCCCCCUGAAAAAGUGCAUAUGAACAAUAAGUGUGAUAGGAAUGUUACUCUGUAUGGUUAUCUACGUGGUUGUAAUCUCAAGAGGGGAACAAAGGUGCAUAUUGCUGGUGUUGGUGAUUACAAUCUGGCUGGUGUUACAGCCCUACCUGAUCCCUGUCCUCUACCAAUGGCUGCCAAGAAGAAGGGUUUAAGGGACAAGGAGAAGCUGUUUUAUGCUCCAAUGUCUGGAUUAGGAGACCUUCUUUAUGAUAAGGAUGCUGUCUACAUUAACAUAAAUGAUCACUUUGUGCAGUUCUCUAAGGUGGAUGAUGCAAAUGCCAACAUAACAAAGAAAGGUAAGAAAAUUGAUGUGGGGGAAACUUUAGUUAAAUCACUCCAGAAUACAAAAUAUUCAAUCAAUGAGAAAUUGGAGCAGAGUUUUAUCUCUCUAUUUGGCAAAAAGCCCAAUACAUCAUCUACAUUUCAAUUGGAAGAUAAUAAAGUUGCACAAGAUCAAGAAACAGAUACCCAUAAUAUGGAUGAAUCCGAGUCUUUAGAUGGAGAGAAUAAUCUAGAUGAAGAACUUGAUAUGUUGGGAAAAGGAAAUGAUAGUGGACCAGAGCAAGUUCCUGCUUCAAAUAUUAGCUUUAGAGAGCAUCAUGAUUUUCAUGAUGGAAGACUGAGGAGAAAAGCUAUCUUUGACGAUGACAACAAUCUUGAUGCUGAGGAUGAAGAAGAGGGUAGUGAAGAUCGAGUUGAAGAAGAAUGUGAUGAUUCAGAUGAUUCUAGUGAUUCAGAUAACUCUGAUGAGGCGGAGGAAGAAUCUGAGCCUGAUGUAGCACCUAUACACUCAUUGGAACAUCCUGCAGAGGAGGGAGAUGUUCCUGAAGAUGAGUUGGGAAAUGCCUCAAGAUGGAAAGAGUCCCUAGCAGAACGAGCUUAUUCACGGCAGAGUAUUAAUCUUAUGCAACUUGUAUAUGGGAAAGCUGAAUCAAAUUCAGUUUCUGCCUUUGGUACUGAACAAAUCAGCGAGGAUGAUGAAAGCGAAGAUGAUCCAUUCUUUAAGCCAAAAGGGGAAGGAAAGAAGGGGAAAAAAGUUUUGUAUGGUGAUAAUCUCAAUGCCGAGGAUUGCUCUAAAAUCAACAUUCAAUCAAGUGAUAAAGGUUGGAAGGAUGAAGAUAUGAUUGAGAGCAUUCGUAAUCGUUUUGUCACCAAAGGUUGGUCAAGAGCAGCUGCUGCAGGUCUGCCUAUGGAAAGUGUCAUUGAUGAUGAUGACCAAGAUGUAUUUGGUGAUUUCGAAGACUUGGAAAUCGGGGAGAAAAUUAAGAGCUCACAACAGAUAAGCAACGUUUCUACUAAAAGUGAUGAAAUUGACGAAGCUGAGAAGCGAAGGCUCAAAAAGUUGGCUCUUCGUGCCAAGUUUGAUGCUCAAUAUCCUUCACUAAUAAAAUGUAUUGUCAUUAUUCUGCAUUUUUCUACAGUAAUUUAUUGGGGUUUUUUUACAAAUGGUUCUGUUCCUAUAGAAUGUUUGAUUGGCUACCAACAUUUGCCAGCCAUCUGUGAACUUAAUGUUUGCAUUAUGUUAUGCGUGUUUACACAAAUUAGUUGUGUUUGAAAAUUGGUGGACUUAACUCAAUCACACAAAUGACGAUCUGGAAUUAGCUGAUGAUGACAGUGAUGAUAAACCUGCAACUCACUCUCUCAAUCAAGCCAGCGUAUCUGGAUACUUUGACAAGUUAAAAGAGGAUAUUGAACUUCAAAAGCAACGAAAUAUAGCCGAACUAAAUGAACUUGACGAUGCCACUCGGAUAGAAAUAGAAGGGUUUAGAACAGGGAUGUAUCUUAGGCUUGAAUUUCAUGAUGUUCCCUUUGAGAUGGUUGAAUAUUUUGACCCACGCCAUCCUAUUCUACUUGGAGGGCUUGCUAUUGGUGAGGAAAAUGUU
Messenger RNA from Cuscuta campestris, 2940 nucleotides. The record is from the annotation of a GenBank genome assembly. NCBI's taxonomy places the organism in Eukaryota, Viridiplantae, Streptophyta, Magnoliopsida, Solanales, Convolvulaceae.